GAAGGCCCCCGACGGCGUCCCAGGAGCCGGGCUGGCGCCUCAGCGGCCGGGAGGGAGGGAGGGAGGCCCCCAGGAUGGCGAUGCUGGCGGAGCCCCGUAGAAGGCAGAAGUGGUCUGUGGAUCCACGAAACAGUGCUUGGAGUAAAGAUGAAUCUAAAUUUGGCCAGAAGAUGCUGGAAAAGAUGGGCUGGUCCAAAGGAAAGGGUCUUGGGGCUCAGGAACAAGGGAAUACAGAACAUAUCAAGGUUCACGUGAAAAACAACAUGCUGGGGUUAGGAGCAACCAUCAAUCACGAGGACAGCUGGAUUGCUCAUCAGGAUGACUUCAACCAGCUUCUGGCUGAACUGAAUGAUUGCCAUGGACAGGGUGAAACAGACCACAACAUAGAGGAGGACCUUUUGCUGGGAUGUGCUACAACAGCACUUGUUUCUUUGAAAAGCAGCCAGAGAGACCCCCAGAUGCCCCAGCCCGUUUCUGGAAGGUUCCGAGAGGGCGGACUGCGCAUGACAGUUAAUCUGCAUGGGAAGCGAGGAAGCACCGCCCAGAGGUGGGGCAAGAACCUAUAAAAACUGCAGACUGGGUGAAUGGGGGGGUUGGGGGGCUUGCUUGCGACGACUGAAGAACUCGAGCGGAGUCAGCGGAACCAGAUGGGAGCUUCCCGCCUCUGCCCCCCACCCCCGCCGCCGCCGCGACUCCCAAGAGAAGAGGACCAACGGGACGCCGCUGGAUCCACGGGUGGUGAUAUCUGUCUUUCCCUCUCUCUCUCUCUCUCUCUCUCUCUCUGUCUUCCCCUUUUCCUCUCUUUUUCCUAAACGUGUGACGCGAGACGUGUCUAGUUAGUUGAUUCCAUUUUGCCUUAAUAAAUCUUAAAAGUGGU
Dromaius novaehollandiae (emu) is the source of this 877-nucleotide messenger RNA. Its product is annotated as PIN2/TERF1-interacting telomerase inhibitor 1-like. The transcript is spliced from 6 exons. Gene Ontology annotation, cellular component: nucleolus. The record is from RefSeq and is a predicted model, not a curated record. Bases 75 to 566 code for a protein of 163 amino acids. Gene Ontology annotation, molecular function: telomerase inhibitor activity; nucleic acid binding. Lineage: Eukaryota; Metazoa; Chordata; Aves; Casuariiformes; Dromaiidae.